This is a messenger RNA of Prorocentrum cordatum, 1533 nucleotides long. Lineage: Eukaryota; Dinophyceae; Prorocentrales; Prorocentraceae. The record is from the annotation of a GenBank genome assembly.
GUGCUGCGCCGCGCCCGGGCGCGCGAGGCCUCGCAGGGCCGCGCCGUGCUGCACUGGGCCACGCACGGGGCCCAGGGCCCGCCCGCCGUGCUGCUGGAGGACGGCAGGGGCGAGGGGCACUGGAGGGGCCCGCAGUGGCUGCGGCAGCUGCUGGGCUCCACGGAGGGCGCGGGGUGCGGGCUGGAGCUCUGCUUCCUGAGCUUCUGCUACGGCGAGGCCUUCGGCCUGGAGUUCCGGAGGGCCGGGUGCCCCUACGUGGUGUGCCAGCGGGCCGGGGUCCGAGACAGGACCGCGAAUAGGUUCACGGACGCGUUCUACAAGAGCCUUGCCGAGGGAGACGGCGUCCCGAAGGCGUUCAAAGUAGCCAGGGAGGUGCUUCUCGUGUCGGGGAAUGACUGGGCUCUCGUGAGGGAGGCACACAAUUACUUGCUGCUGCACGCGCACGACGAGUCUCACUCUGAUGAGCUAGCCGAGCCUGCGCCAGAUUUGGCUCGACAAAACAGUGGAAGGAGCACGUCACCGAGCACGCCCUGCCGUUUGCCGUCACUUCCAGAGCAUGCCCUCCAACCUGGGAGUGGCGAGGAAGCACUGAUGGGAGUGACGGCCGCCUUCAACUGGAGAGAACCGUCGGAUUCGGGCAUCGAAGACUAUGUGGGUGGGGAGGAGGAUCUCGUCCGCCUGCUGAGUCUCUUCGAGGCCGGGCGGAGAUGCGUCUGCGUCACGGGCAAGCCCGGGAUAGGCAAGACCAGCCUGGUCAAGCAGCUGAUCACUUACUCCCAGAUGUACGGCCGCACGUUCGACCACGCGGCGGUGUACGUCUCCUGCUCCGACGCGCCGUGCGCCCCGCCGCCGUGCGACGAGGAGUGCUCGGAGGGGCGCGCUCUCACCGAGCUGGCGCCCGCCGCCGCACCGUGCCUCCCCGGCCUGGUUGCGAGGGCGGCCGCGGACGUGGCGGGGCAGGCGGCGCAGCAGUCGCAGUCGCAGGCCUGGGCGUGGUCUCGGGGCCAGGGCACCGACGCCCAGGAGAGCGCGGUCCUCCGCGACGCGAUGGACGAGCUGGAGAGGCGGGCGAAGAGCAAUGGUCGCUUCGUCCUGGUCGCGCUGGACGACGUGGCCGCGGUGCAUCGCGAGGACAGGAGGCUGUUGGAGCGCCUGCUGAACGACUACCAUCGGUUGCGGGUGCUGUUUGUCAUGCGCGAGGAGUGGACUGGCGGAGAUCUGGCCGGUCACAAGGUGGUCACGAUGAACCUCCGCGGCUUGAGCCACGACUACGCAGCUCGGCUUUUCGUAAGGCGGGUGCAUCGCAGGCUCAAGUCCGACGACUUUCCUGACUUUCCGGAGUAUCUGCGCGCAGCUUUCAACAAGACGCCCUCAUCAAGUGAAGAGGCCGAGAAACAGUGUGAGUACGCCCAGAAGCAGCUCCAACGGCACCCCGUUCUGAUGCAGUGCGACGGCAAUCCAGCCGCCAUUCGCGACAAGGCCAGUUGCGUCACAGGCGGCCUGGCCACUCUCAUGGACCUGCUCGAGGCCUGA